AUGUCGUCGUCAAGGGAGCUACAAUACUUGGAGUACACUUACAGAAACAACCGUCCCACGACGGGUCUUCUCAACUCCAUCUUCAUGACCACCGUCAACACCGCUGCUCGUUCUCUCGUUUCCGUAGCCUCCGCCCCGGAUUUGGCUUCUAGGCGGUGGUCAGCUUCGGACCAACUCAGUUUCGCGUCGGGUCUUCUUACCGCGGUGGCGGAGAACGCGUUGGUACCGGUUUCGGCUCCCUCUUCAUCGUCGACGUUAUCUACGGCGUUGGUGAAGUAUUCAGGGUCGGCGGAUUUUAGUAUGAUGAUGGGCGACGGCGUUGAUGCACCUUCCGUUAACUCUCUCGGUAGAGCACUUUGUCACGUACUAGCGCUAAUGAACGAGAUUCCAGUAACCUCAAGAAAAUACCAUUUCACCAUGGGAAUGGCUGAGAAGAUCAUGGAAGACAACGCCCAGAGCUGCAACGUGGAGUUACUCGACGUCAAUAGAACCGCCCUCGCUUCAUCCUUCGCACGCACCACUGCGCGUUUGCAGGACUCCUUGAAACGCUCUCGAACCGCAGACGAGCCCUUCGGUGGUCUGCCUCUGCGUUUGGUCAGCGCCCUCCCGUUGGGAGGCUAUGUUGCCUCCUCGUUGAGAGGGCUGACAGCAGCAAUCAACACGGCCAGGUCCUUGGCGGAUAUGGCCGGUAACUUGUUAUCACAGAGUAAGAGGAGGGAGUCUGCGUUGGUGAGAGCCGGUGGUUCUCAGGAGAAUGAGGUUGAGUUGGCUGUUGAGAAGCUGGCGGAGGAGCUGCUGUGGAUGACUGAGAAACUUAGGCGUUAUGGUGCGGUGGAAGAAGGUAUUAAGCGGUGGAGCUAUGCUUCUGGUUUAGCUUCCUUGUCUCUCACGGCUGCUCCUAGGGUUCAGGGUCUUAUGGUCAAGAUUUCAGCGCUCUUAAUUGGAGAGUUGGCACGAGACAGCACACAAGUUCCAGGACAAGUGAAGUUCAGGCUCCUUGCAAACUGGCUACCUCUGUUUAGCCACGCGAGGAACGGGCUAGCGUUUCCUGUGCUGACAGGCUACGAGAGGGUCGAGGUGGAACGAGCCAUAGACAAAGCUAUCUCGACAUUGCCUUCAUUUGAUCAAGAAAUAUUACUCGCAAACUGGCUCCAGGAUUUCUCGGUGUCGGCCUCCGAAUGGCCUGAUCUGACUCCAGCGUAUGACCGUUGGUGCCACUCCAUUCGCCAGGUUGCCAUGUAG
Messenger RNA from Eruca vesicaria subsp. sativa (arugula), 1242 nucleotides. NCBI's taxonomy places the organism in Eukaryota, Viridiplantae, Streptophyta, Magnoliopsida, Brassicales, Brassicaceae. The record is from the annotation of a GenBank genome assembly.